Messenger RNA from Caenorhabditis elegans, 3390 nucleotides. The record is from the annotation of a RefSeq genome assembly. NCBI's taxonomy places the organism in Eukaryota, Metazoa, Nematoda, Chromadorea, Rhabditida, Rhabditidae.
AUGCCCAGCGAUCAGUUGAAUACGGUUCUCAACGUAAAUGUUAAGGCGGCAAGUUCGGAGUUAAAAAGGAUGCAUCAAGAGUACACGAAGUUGAUACAAUUAUCUAAAAAUGAUACACAAACCUUGUUGAAUGACGAUUUGACGGUUAUGAUGGGCACAUUGAACUUUAUAUUGGAAUUCUCUCGGAAAUCGUCUAACUUGUCGGAAAUUUCCAGUAUCUCAACAAAAAAGUUUAGUCUAUUCAAAAAUAUAAGCUGUUCAAGUCAAAAUGCGCGCAGUUGGACCAGUUGUAUGAUUUCGUUGCUGCUUUUGACCAGUACCAACAAAGUGAUCCUGCAAGUGUUGCUGAAGUUAUCAAUAAUUUUAAUAGAUAUCAGUGAACAAUAAGCAAAUGCAUUGAUGGCUUGACACAGUUGAAUAGCGACAUUGAUGAAUUGCCCAAUUGGAAGGAUUUAGAAGUGUACCAACAAUUGUUGGAUGGGAAGCAGAAUAUAGUUUCGUUUGAAUCAUACCGAGAAUCCCUGUCAUCGAUGAAUGGAACACUUUCACAAGUUCUAUCAGCUUUUCAAACGGCAAAACCUGUUUGGAAUAGCCUAAGCUCUCUCGGUCAGAGUAAGAUUUCAGAAACCAUAACUCAGCUCAAUAAAUCUAUCGUGGGAGCAGGAGCUCAUUACAUUUCACCAGUCAAGCAAGAUUUGAAAUACACUGCUGGUUUCAAGAACUCUGCAGAUUUUUCGAAGAUUGCUGGCGAUUUGAAAAAUGAUUGGUUCAACAAACAUGUUGCGAAAGGUUCAAGCACAAAUGCACUGAGCAAUGCUCUCAAAAUAUUUGAAACAAUUUCUGGACAAAUUGUUGCUUUGGAUUCGUCUUGGAAAAACUUAAUGCAUGUAAUCAAAGGAUUUGCAAAUUCAUCUGUUGUAGGCAUGGCUAACAAUGCUGCAGAUGUUGCGACAAUCGGAUUAAACUUCUCGAAUCUUGAGACAGUUAUUCUGGACUCGGGAAAACAUAUCAACAUUUGCAUUAAAGAUACGCUGUCUGCAAGAACAAACCUAAAAUCAUUUGAUACAAGAAUUCUGGUCUACGAAGAAUAUAUGCUAAGUGCAGAUCAUAUCAUGAGAAUACUUUCAACCAUCAAGGAUACUAUUGCAGCGCUGAACAACACCAUGAAUUUCAUGGUUUUUCCGGAUAUACCGGCUCGAGAUGUUUUCCGUGACAACAGUCGCAAAGUUUAUUGGACACUUGAUAAGCUUAAAGUCAAUGCAUCAAAUGCUAUAACAGUGAAAAAUACACUGGAAAGGUAUUUCAAAGAAAUGACUUACAACUCCUACAAUUACUUUGGCACGAUCAAAAGUAUUGCGACAAUUGCGUCGGAACUUAAAUUCGUUAAAGGAAUUGCUGAAGGUAUUAAUGACAGCGAUGGACCAAAACUGGGUGGCCUUAUAUCGGAACUCGAUCUGGUGAAAACUUCACAAUGUUUCAGCCAGCAUUAUGAGACCAUACGAGAACUGAUGUCGAUAGUUAAUAAGCUAAUCAGUCUACGGCAACUUCAUGACGGAAAAAUUUCAUCGAUGAUACUUGAGUACCUGAAUCUACGGGGAAAGGUGCAAAGUAAUCUAACUCUCGUGGAAAAGGAAAUCAAAUCGAGCUCUUCUCACGUAAAUUCCACCAAUAAUCCAGUUCUUUUGUUGAAAACUCCUCAAGCUCUGAUUAAAAACAUUGGCACGAGCACCCGCGUACUGGAAGAUCUUGAGAAUGUACGACAGCAACGUCAGUUUCUUUUUUCGGUUCGAAACUUCACUGCUGAUGUGAAGAAAGUGAUUGUUGGAGAGAAUUUGAUAGAUUGGUUUGACCCGGAAAAUAAAUUGAAAGAGUUGCUGAAAGAAGCGGAUCAACUGAACAAGUUUGCUAGAAAAUUGAGAAAUGAAAGUUUAACGGAGAUGUCACAUGUGUUUGACGAAGCAGCGAAAAUAGAAGGAAUAAGUGGGGACUCACAGUCAUUAAACACUUUGUCAAUUAAACUUCAAAAAUCAAGAAGCACUGAACAGAUGGCUGCUUCAAAAGUAUUCCAGAAAAUUCGAGAGUUCAACUUGGAUUUCGCAAAACAUGAAGCCGCUUUGAAGAGUGCAAGUGUCACAGUUAAUUCAUUGGUUGCAUAUUACGAUGAAAUAUUUGGAAAUUCUAAAUCCAAAAUUCUAACAAUCGAGAAACACAUCGAUAUCUCAUUUCCUUGGAUCUAUAUUCUCUUGAUUUGCAUUGGGUCGAUUUUAUUGAUUGGAUUGUUUUGUGUUGUUGCAUAUGGAUUUACGAAAAACGGAAGAGCCAAGUACAUGAAUCUAUACUUAUACUAUUUCGGAAAGCCGCUGGAUUAUGAAAGAAGAUGGAGAUAUUCGUUGUUCCUUGACAAUCAGGAUGGAAAGAACACUUUGUUGGAUGCAGUUCGGGAGAUUAACAAGACCCAUGUUAUGAAAGCUGCCAAGAUGGGAGCCUACAUAAAUGCUUAUAACAAGUUUGGAAACACAGCUUUGCAUGUUGCCACGAAAUCAGCUUUACCUGAAAUUGUUAAAAUUCUAAUCGAGCAUGGAGCUGAUCUAACAUUGCUCAACACAUUGAACAAAACACCAGAACAGAUGAUUCCUCUUGCUACUCCAGACCAUUCAAAGGAUAUGGUUGAAAAGCUCGAGAAGAUCCGAGUGAUGUACAAGAAGGCAAAUGGAAAGAAGUACAGAAUGAGUGUUCCGCAAAAGUUUCCAGCAACUUCAUUUCACAUUUGGAUGGACGAAAGAGAAAUACAUCCGAUGAAGCAGGACUGAACACAACCCAUGUUAUUGUGAAGACGGAUGAGAAUGGCGUUCUGGCAACUGACAGCCUUGAUCUACUUUUCUGGGUGUUCAAUGGAGCAAUAAUUGUCAAAGAACAAUGGAUGAUUGAUUGUCUGAACGAGGAGAAGCUUAUUGAGCAAGAUUCAAAGUAUUUGGUCGAUAGUGUCAAAUACAAGGGAUCCACUUUCAAGACUGUUCUUCAGUGGAGUGAAGCUAUGGCAAAAGGAGCUAUUCCAUAUCUGUACGGGGUAUAUGCAGCAAUUGUCAUGACGGAAUGCAAGAAUUUGGUAACAUUGAAUACCCUUGUCGCAGCCCAUGGUGGAUUUAUGAUGAAAACCUUCCCAGGAAAGGAUGCCUUCAACGUUGGCUCACGUCCAUAUAAUCAUGCAAAUCUUGGACCACUGUUUUUGAUUCACGAUGGAACGAUCAACUUGAAAGCCUAUACUGCUGAUCCAGACAAGAUGUGCACGCUGUUCACGGAAGAAGAGUUUAUCAAAUUCAUGCUCCAAAGAAAUAUUAUCAAAGAUACUCGUGAAACAUCGAUUACAGUUUUGAAAGAUCAUGAAUAAAG